This is a messenger RNA of Dromiciops gliroides (monito del monte), 3756 nucleotides long. RefSeq names its product cell adhesion molecule 3 (gene CADM3). The transcript has 9 exons. Gene Ontology annotation, biological process: homophilic cell-cell adhesion. Bases 181 to 1368 code for a protein of 395 amino acids. Lineage: Eukaryota; Metazoa; Chordata; Mammalia; Microbiotheria; Microbiotheriidae. The record is from RefSeq and is a predicted model, not a curated record. Gene Ontology annotation, cellular component: presynaptic membrane.
GACUGCAGCAGCGCCGGCUCCCUCCCCGUCCCCGCCUCGGCCCCGGGCUCCGUUGCGGCUCGGGGACGCUCUUUCCGCCAAGACCGUCAUAGGACCCCCCCUCCCUCCUCCGCCCCUCCUCCCUGCCUCGGGGGACCCAGGCUCGCCAGCGCCCAGCCAGGGAGCCGGCCGGGAAGCGCGAUGGGGGCACCCACCGCCCUGCCCCUGCUACUGCUGCUCGCCUGCUGCUGUGCGCCCGGCGGGGCCAACCUCUCCCAGGACGAAAGUCAGCCCUGGACAAAUGAUAUGACAGUAGUGGCUGGUGAUACCGUACAACUCAAGUGCCAAGUGAAAGACCCAGAUUCCUCAUCCCUACAGUGGUCGAACCCUGCUCAGCAGACUCUCUACUUUGGGGAGAAGAGAGCACUCCGAGACAAUAGGAUCCAGUUGGUGCGCUCCACCCCUAAUGAACUGACCAUCAGUAUCAGCAAGGUGGCCCUGGCAGAUGAGGGCGAGUAUACCUGUUCCAUCUUCACCAUGCCUGUGCGCACAGCCAAGUCUCUCGUCACUGUGCUUGGAAUCCCACAGAAGCCCCAAAUCACUGGCUAUGUGUCUGCAAUCCCGGAGAAGGGGAAAGCCCGCCUUACCUGUCUGUCGAAAGGGAGCAAGCCUGCUGCAGAGAUAAGCUGGAAGAAGGGUGACCAGGAACUCAAGGGGAAACCAAAUAUGGUUCAGGAGGAUGACAACAAAACAUUUACAGUGAGCAGUUCAGUGGAAUUCCAGGUUUCCCGGGAAGAUGAUGGAGUUGAUGUCACGUGCUCUGUAAAGCAUAAGUCUCUGCAAGACAUGGACAGGUCCACAUCUCAGCGGAUUGAGGUCCUUUACACACCAACAGCAAUGAUUAGGCCAUAUCCCCAACAUCCUCGAGAAGGCGAGAAAUUGAUGCUGCAGUGUGAAGGUCACGGCAAUCCCAUCCCCCAGCAGUACGAGUGGGUGAAGACGGGCAUCGAGCCUCCACUGCUGAUGACCCAUGAGAGUGCCCUGAUCUUUCCAUUUCUCAACAAGAGUGACAGCGGUGUCUACCAAUGUACAGCCUCAAACAACAUGGGCAGCCACAUAGCCUACUACACCCUUGACGUCAGUGACCACAGCCCAGUGAUCUCAACUUCCAGCACCUACCAUGCUGUCAUUGGGGGGAUUGUGGCCUUCAUCGUCUUCCUGCUGCUCAUCCUGCUCAUCAUCCUAGGCCACUACCUGAUCCGGCACAAAGGGACGUACCUGACACAUGAGGCCAAAGGCUCAGAUGACGCACCAGACGCGGACACGGCCAUCAUCAAUGCAGAGGGCGGGCAGUCAGGCGGGGAUGACAAGAAGGAAUACUUCAUCUAGGGGUGUCUGCCCGUCCAUCAUGGCCCCCCCUCUGGGGGCGGCCUCACCCCAGGGCCUGCCGGGGCCGAGGCACCAACCCGGACUUGUACAGAGCGACCCCAGGGCCGCCCCCUCCCGCUUGCUCCCCAGCCCAGCCCGCCCCCCCUGUACAGAAUGUCUGCUUUGGGCGAGGUUUUGUACUCGGUUUGGAAUGGGGAGGGGUGGGGCGGGAGGGGAAGAGAGGGUUGCCCUCGGCCCUUUCUGUGGCUUCUCUGCGUUUGGGUUUAUUUUUUAUUUUUCACAAUCCCAGAAUCAAAUCCGUGUCCAGGCCGGAGGGGGCAGGGGCCCUUUGGGUGGGGGAGAGCAGAAACUGAAGAGGAAAGGAAGAAGAGAGGAAAAAUGAAGGAGCAAAGAAGAGAGGGGACUGAAGAAAGGAGAGAUUAGGGUUGGUCCACUCCGGAGGACUCUCCAUCCCCUGGAACAAAGUAAUUUUCCCAGUCUAAUAUGACAGGAGCCUCGUCUCCAGAAAUGGGGCAGGGCAUGCUAUCUUGGGCUCCAGGUAAGGAGGUAGCUAGGCACCAGCUGGGCAGGAAUGAGAAGCAGUGGGCUCUGGGACCUUUGAGUUCUCAGGGGUAUUGCCAUCAUGGUACAGGAGAGGUCUGCCUUGCUACUUUAUCUUGGACCAAUUCCCCCAUCCCUACCCUCACCCUCUUACAGGGAAGGGAAGGGGCUGGGGACUAGGAACAGAUACUAGAGAAGGUGACCAGUUAGUGAGGCAAGGGUACAGUGCUUCAGACUGGAGUGGAAGCCAAGACCUGCAGAAAGGGAGAAGUCUUGUAGUGAAAGAGCAGCUGAGGCUGACUUGCCACUCCCUUCCCCCCCCCACCUCCACUAAGAUUUAUAUAAUACCGCAUCCCCUCUUUCCCCCUAUCCCCUUCUUCAGAAGCAGCACAGCCAGAGGAUCAGGGCAUGAUUGGGAGAAAGGAAUGGGGCAGGCCAGGAAAGGACAGCAGGGCAAGACUGUCUCCUUCUUUUGUGUUUGCAGUAGGAGAGGAAUUGCCCUGGGGCUCAAACUUAGCCUGCUUUCUCCGGACAAAGGGGCCCCAAACUCCUCUCCAAGGCACUGAGCUGUUGCAUGGCAACCCCCUCCAAGGCAUUACAAAACAACCAGCCCUCCCUUCCUAUGCCAUCCCAUGCCAAAGCCCCUUACCCCCAGCAGACACAUAGAACAACAGCAUUUGCAAACAAAAAACCUAGAAGGAUCUUAACUGCAUGGAGCUGUUUCAAGACAAAGAGAGUUUGGGAGGCCCGGGGGUAGAUGGUAACUGUGGGAAGGCAUACAUAAGGGCUUUGGGAGGUUAGGGUACAUACCUCAUCCUGGGCUGAUACCCCGUCCUAGUCUUAACCAUGCCGCCACCCCCCCAGUGCCCAUCUGCCUCAAACAGAGGAAUCUCAGGGUGGGUCUCUGCUCAGCACCUCCCCCUCUUCCAUCACCCCAACCCUAGAGGACACACACACACACACACACACACACACACACACACACACACACACUUUCUCACCCCUCUUCUGCCACUAAGUCUGUGCCACAGUCCUUGCUAUGCACACCCCAGGCUUCUCCUGGAUACCUACCCUCUAAUACCCUUACAACCCAUUCCCUUGCCCCCUACCCCCACCCCUAGACUGCUCAGUGGAUUGAUGGGCCAGGAGGGUUGGGGAUGAGGUCUCCUGCCUUUGCAUCCCCACCCUUUUUUCUCAUCAUCCAUUUUGCCUCCUUGGCCCUGAGCUGGUUGCUAUGGAAACAAGGCCUGCUCACCACCCUCCCCACCCCUAUCCCACCCUGCUCAGUCCCACUGCUUUAGGGCUCCUGGCCUGCCCCCAACUCAGGCCCAGGGCUCCUUUUGGCACUCCCCUUACUCUUCUCCCAGCCUAUGCCAGCUGCCCCAAUAAGAAUGGUGGGGAGGAGGGGCAUUUGCAACCUGGCAAGGAAACCCACUUCUCUCCUUCCCUGCCAAAGUGUACUCCCUUCAGUUCAGGUAAUGCCUUUCUGAAUCUUCCCAAUGCUGGGCACAGCAGGCAGCCCCACACCCAGACCAGGGGCCCAAUCCCCCUCCAACAGAAAGGGACCCUGGGACCCCAGCCUUGCUGGGCUCUCCAUCCCUGGCAUCCCCUUUCAGGACAAACAACUCUAACUCUUUCGAGCUGAACCACUCUGUCCAUAUACACAGAAGCCAUAUUUGUACGGGGGGGCGGGGGAGGGGGGGCCUGUCGUGCUGUGUGUGUCUGUCUAGGGAGGUGGGAGGGGAAGGGAUGGGAUGGGAGGGGAUCGUGUAUCUUUAUAACCUUUCUAAUUCUCCUGUGCUAAUCUCAGAGGGGCUACCCCUCAAUAUAUCUGGAUUAUCCGUGUCA